AUGCAGCCGUCGCCGCACGCUACCGCCGCCGCCGAGGCGGCGCCCGCCAUGGCCGCCACCAUGGCCGCCACGUCGCCUCAUCCGCCGCCCGCCGCGCACCAGCCUGGCGAGGUGGCCCUCUCACCCAACAUGUUUGGGCCCUUCUUCCACCGUUACUGGAUCUCGCUCAUCGGCCGGCCGGUGACCGUGUACCUGACCGUGGCGCAUGAUGGCUUCACCGAUAGUGUUCGGGGUGUCCUCUCCCCGAGUGACAUGUCCCUCCCGUCGCUUGCCGAGCCGGAGUCCAGUACCAUCCGCCUGGAGCUGGCCAUUGACGAGGCCCAGGCCACCCUCCGGCCGUCGGUUGUCAUUCCCCUGUCCAAGGUGGCGGCUAUUUCCUCGACCGGGGUGGAUCUCGCGCCCGAGAGCCGUCUCACCCGGGAUAUCUAUCCCUCGGUGGCUGGGCUGACGCCGGCUCUUCUCUCGAACUUCUCGUCCCUCUCUUUCGAUACAUUCCUCGUGGACUCGGAAAUUGGCUCCGGCGGGACCGCGGCCACCGAGCAGGUUAUGGUUCCCUGGGAGUUGGAUGCCUCGGACCCGGUGAUUUCCAGCGACAUGAUGGAGGCCCUGCACUCGCAGCCCACGGAGAAGUUCGACCAGUUCGAGGUGAACCGCACGCGCUUCGGCAAGGUGGUGACCUUCGACGAGUCGAAGACGCACCGGCUAACUCCGUGCUAG
Molecule: messenger RNA, 717 nt
Organism: Fonticula alba
Lineage: Eukaryota; Rotosphaerida; Fonticulaceae
Exons: 3
Coding region: 1-717 (238 amino acids)
Source: RefSeq, a predicted model, not a curated record